CUCCAUUAAGGUUCACUUUCUAAGGUAAAGGAAAUUCUCAACAUGGUUUUGGUCGGAGCAGCUGUUCUGCCUCAUGGAACAAUGAUAUUUGAUGGUGAUCCUCACUCGGAAAGCGUCGCAUGCCGUAAAAGGAAUUCCACAAUGCCUACAGGGCUCAUCAAACAGUGCUCUGCAUUGUACUCUUCUUGUGAGCGGGCAGCUGACUUGUUGGCCAAGAUGAACCCUGAUGUCGUUAUUCUUGUUACCCCACAUGGGUUAUCCCUGUCAUCUGGCUCGCUUGGUAUCUACUUGGCCUCUGUUGCGCAAGGAAAUGCUCUGUGGAAUGACGAGUGGCGAGAAGUCGAGCUGAAUGUUCCGUUAGAUUCUCAACUCGCUGCUCAGCUUCUAGAGUUUGUUCAGCAGAGAGGGAUUAAAGCAGAUGGUGUCAUAACGUUUUCUAUGAUGGAGGCACCGAUAAGGUGGGCUGAGGUUGUGCCUCUAUGGUUUAUUAACAGUAAGACUGACUCGGAUAAGGUGAAGUACGUGAUUGUGGCUACUGCGAGAAAUACUGAAGGACUGGAUGUAAUUGGGAAGGCUUUCCACGAAUUUGUUUCAGGUCUUGAGCAGCGGGUAGCUUUAGUAAUGAGCGGAGAUCUAGCUCACACGCAUGAGACAACUUGCAAUAUUCCACUGUAUUUGCCAGACCCUAGAUCCAACUUGAAACCAUCAGAAAUUGCAGUGGAAUUCGACAGGAUGUGGGAGAUGUGGGCUAGAGGCAUACCAUAUGGUGAUGAUGUGCUAAAAGAUACAGGUCAAGUGGAUGAGGUUCACCCGUGGGUGGCCAGACAAUGUUCGCCGUGGCUGGACAGAAUUCUUGAAGACAACCCAAUAGCAAAGGCUUGUGGCAGGAGAAGCAUUCCAAUUCUCCAAAGUAUUUUAGAAAAGGAAAGUGAAGAGGGUGCUAGUGUCACAUCGCACUUCUUAGGCCGCUGGGCUCCUACAUAUUAUGGAAUGAUGACCGUUGUUUUCAAAAUAAAUAAGUGACAUUUGCCGUGGGCAGGAGCACUUUACUCCUGCUCUGAGUGAAUAAUCUCUUUGUUGUUAGAGCCUAGUUCCUCGAAUAAGCUGUUGACGUUAUCACAUCGCCCAGAAUGCUAUUGUCUUUCGCGACAUGUACCUGCAGUGCCCAUUUAAUCAGCGGGCGGCAUAAUAAUUUGCAUAUCUUGAACUAGUCGGUUGUGAUUGGUCAGCAGAUAAAGCUUUGAGAAUACAUGAUUCCCUUGACAGAUUUCAGCUGCUGUCAAUCAAACGGUUGGAUGCGUAAAGUAAAUCUCAAGGUGACAUAAAGUGAACAAUAGCCACGCUCUUAACUAAGCAUUUAGCAAAUUCUUUUGCAGCGAAUUCUUAUAUAGACUGACAGACUCACGUUGGUCAAAAUGUUAUCGGAAUUAUAGAAAUUAGUAUCAUGAAAAUAGGAAAUAGAAAAAUCAGGAAAGUAGUUUCUUGAAGAAUAGGCGGUUUAAAAAGCGUAACUUGCGAUCAGGCGGUUUUCGAGUGCGAAAGGCUUGCGGUUGUGGACUGAAAACAAAAAAAACGCCUGAUCGAAGGUUAUAAAAAACGCUGCGCUGAGGAGGUGUGGGCACCUAUGAAAUUUUCUUUUUACAAUAUUUGUCAGUUGUUGCGUACGACAUGUUAGUUGAGUCAAACAAGUAAAAUACAAGUACAUAUGUACCCAUAUGUAUCUGGUGCAAACAGUCUUUGCGUCUGUCUUACGACUCCUACGCCCCGCAUUUUUGGUGCCAGGCCUUACAUUUGGAGGUCGCGUGUCAAAAAUGAACGCCACGUAAACAAAACUUCUUUGACGCAUGUAAUACUGCUAUUUAACCCUUUCACUCCUAAGAUCUCAUUGGUUAUCCUCCUUACUGUCUGCUAUACAAUUCAUAUGAGUUUAGUUUAGAGUAUUUGGUACUGGAUCAACUGAU
Pocillopora verrucosa is the source of this 1961-nucleotide messenger RNA. RefSeq lists its product as uncharacterized. The record is from RefSeq and is a predicted model, not a curated record. Lineage: Eukaryota; Metazoa; Cnidaria; Anthozoa; Scleractinia; Pocilloporidae. Gene Ontology annotation, molecular function: oxidoreductase activity; ferrous iron binding.